AUGAAUUUAAACAUUUAUAAAAUUUGUCUUGUUGGAGAUCAAAGUGUAGGUAAAACAUCAUUAGUUAAUCGUUAUGCAAAGGGUGGUUUUAGUACAAAUGAAAAAGCAACUAUUGGUGCUAAUUUUAUUGCUACAAAUUAUAUAAAACAAGGACAAGAAAUUAAAUUAGCAUUAUGGGAUACAGCAGGACAAGAAAAAUAUAGAUCAAUGGUUUCUAUGUAUUAUAGAGGAAGUAGAGGUGCAGUAAUAGUUUAUGAUGUUACUAAUAGAACAACAUUUGAUGAUAUUAGAGGAUGGUGUGAUGAAAUUUUUAAAGCAGAAUCAGAUGUUGUUUGUAUGCUUGUAGGAAAUAAAGCAGAUAAUAAUCAAGAAAGAUUAGUAAGUUAUGAAGAAGGAGAAGAAUUAGCAAAAGAAUUAGGUAUUUUAUUUUCUGAAGCAUCAGCUAAAACAGGAGAAAAUGUUAAAGAAACAUUUAUACAACUCUUUGAAGCUAUUAAUUUUGAUGAACCACAUUUACCAAAAGGUGAUAUUCAAUUAAAUAAAAGUAAACAAGAAGAAAAAGGAUGUUGUUAA
Molecule: messenger RNA, 573 nt
Organism: Entamoeba dispar SAW760
Lineage: Eukaryota; Evosea; Mastigamoebida; Endamoebidae
Product: RAB, putative
Exons: 2
Coding region: 1-573 (190 amino acids)
Molecular function (GO): GTP binding; GTPase activity
Source: RefSeq, a predicted model, not a curated record